AUGCCACUCUGUGCGAGUUCCCCCAAGACGAUUCAAAGAAAAAUUGUCAUCCUAGGAGAUGGUGCUUGUGGAAAGACUUCGCUAUUGAAUGUUUUCACAAGGGGGUAUUUCCCUCAGGUUUAUGAACCGACUGUGUUUGAAAACUAUGUGCAUGACAUAUUCAUUGAUGGGCAAUCAGUUCAAUUGUCACUAUGGGAUACGGCAGGACAAGAAGAGUUUGAUCGAUUACGGUCCCUUUCGUAUUCAGAUACCCAUUGCAUAAUGUUGUGUUUUUCAGUUGAUUCUCCAGACUCACUCGAGAACGUACAAUCAAAAUGGGUUGGAGAAAUUGCCGAUCACUGUGAAGGAGUCAAGCUUGUUUUGGUUGCAUUGAAAUGUGACUUGAGGAAUGAUGAGGACGUCGAUAAUCUGAAUCAACAGUUUAGUCAAAGCAAUCCUUACUCGCCACAAAAGAGGCUUAUCAGUUAUGACCAAGGGUUAGCAGUAGCGAAAAGGAUCAAUGCCUCCAGGUACUUGGAAUGUUCUGCUAAAAAGAACAGAGGGGUUAACGAAGCAUUUUCAGAGGCUGCGAGAGUUGCAUUAAAUGCUAAACCAAAGGGUGCUAAUGACGAUAUACAAGAUAAAAAAAGUUGCGUAGUAAUGUAA
This is a messenger RNA of Lodderomyces parapsilosis, 645 nucleotides long. RefSeq names its product Rho family GTPase (gene RHO3). Lineage: Eukaryota; Fungi; Ascomycota; Pichiomycetes; Serinales; Debaryomycetaceae. The transcript is spliced from 2 exons. Bases 1 to 645 code for a protein of 214 amino acids. Gene Ontology annotation, biological process: small GTPase-mediated signal transduction. Gene Ontology annotation, molecular function: GTP binding; GTPase activity. The record is from RefSeq and is a predicted model, not a curated record.